This is a messenger RNA of Hydra vulgaris (swiftwater hydra), 1290 nucleotides long. RefSeq lists its product as uncharacterized. Gene Ontology annotation, biological process: regulation of transcription by RNA polymerase II. The record is from RefSeq and is a predicted model, not a curated record. NCBI's taxonomy places the organism in Eukaryota, Metazoa, Cnidaria, Hydrozoa, Anthoathecata, Hydridae. Gene Ontology annotation, molecular function: DNA binding. Gene Ontology annotation, cellular component: nucleus.
CAUUUUAUUGGGGUUAUAUAGAGAAAAUCUUUUUAUUUUUUUGUGUUUAAAAAUUAAAGUUUUCAACAAUCAUGGGCUGAUGGAAUUCAUAAAGAAUAUUCUAGAGGAUUUUGGUUGCAAUUUUUUUAGAAGAAAUAGUCAUCAAUAAGUUAACUAUUUCUCAUUGAUCGUUUACUUUAUGGGACUCAUUAAUGGGAGGAUCAAAGGUUUUCAUUUGAAUUUAUAAAACUCAAAUGGGAGAGCGAAAGCAAGAUUUAUCUUCACGUGAAAAAAACGAAGUAGGAAAUGUUUGGUUGUACGAAGAAAACAAUAAAAAACUUUACGCACUCGACAGUCAUCCGAAUCGAAGACCUUUUUUAGAUGAAUUUUUUGAUUACCGAAGAAAAAGAGAAAAAAGUUUGGUAAUUGAAAGCAAUAGCCUCUAUUGUAAGAUUCCUGUGAUUGCUAGGAAACCAUUAGAUAUAUUUAUUCUUUACAAUACUGUUCAAAAGUACGGCGGUUUUGAACAAACUUUGAAAAACCGCAUGUGGAGUCAAAUUGCUCGAGAACUCGAUCUCCCUCGCACGAUGACAAGCGGAGCAUUCACGUUAAAACUUAAGUAUGUUCGAUUAUUAUACCAGUUUGAAUGUUACAGAUGUAAAAAACCAAUGAACCAGUCUUUAUUAUUUAACGACUCUCUUCUUCUCGAUAGUAACGAUAAUAACGAUUCAGAUUAUCGAGAAAGUAGUUUAGAAAAUUCUCCUGUAUCAUCAAGUAAGCAACCCUCGCCAAACAUGAUAUAUCAACAAUGUGAUUCAAACAGUUUUAUUCAUAAAAAUUUCGAAGAAACUUCAAAUAUUUUUCGUGUUUCUAAAACAAAAGAUUUUCACGAAUCUCUAAUCAACUUUAACGGAAACUUAAAAAGGGAGUUUCCUGAAAGACAUAACAAUGACAAGCAAUUCAAUGGAACGUGUUUCGACAGCCGCCAGAUAAUAGAAGAGGAGGGUUUUCAAUAUCCUUAUUAUCUACAAAGUGAAGUUUAUAGAAAACGUAAUCUUUCGCCGAAGACCGAAAAUAAAAGUAACGAACGUAAACGUAAAAAUCUUAACACUGAAAUACCGUUGCGGCGCUUUUCUUUCGACGUUUUACAGGUUUCAGAAGAUAAGAUUUCGCUGAAAGUUCUUUUGGACAACAAAAUUUAUAAAGGAGAGCUAUUAUUCUCUUCAGAUUAUACAAGUGAUUGAAAUUAGUACAAAAAAUUAUUGUAAAUUAGUAUAUAUAUGUAAUUUAAAAAUAAAAAAAUCUGAAAAA